This is a messenger RNA of Westerdykella ornata, 2026 nucleotides long. Its product is annotated as benzoate 4-monooxygenase cytochrome-like protein P450. The record is from RefSeq and is a predicted model, not a curated record. Gene Ontology annotation, molecular function: heme binding; iron ion binding; oxidoreductase activity, acting on paired donors, with incorporation or reduction of molecular oxygen. Lineage: Eukaryota; Fungi; Ascomycota; Dothideomycetes; Pleosporales; Sporormiaceae. The coding region runs from base 311 to 1984 and encodes 557 amino acids. The transcript is spliced from 3 exons.
UCCACGCGUGCGCUUGGCUGGUAUUGUUACGUGAAGAGACAUUCGAUAUCAGGGAUAGGAAAGAGAGAAAGAGAUAGGUUUGGAAGGGACUGAGACGCUUAAGAGUGAAAGCGUGGUUUGGGAUUACGAAGGUUGGAACGACGGAAUUCGACUACUUCCUAUUCAAAAUUCCCAACCCCUUUUCCAACGGAGUUGACUGGACCGGUUUUGAAGGUCGAAGACAGAGAGGAACAUCUACAGACCAGAUCGAGCAUAUUUUCUACGAUUGACGGCUUGCGCAAUCAUUACUUCUCGCCCACCUCUGGGCAUCAUGGAGCUCCUCAUCAGCACAGCAAGACACCUCCUCUCCUCUCCGCUCCUCCUCGUAGGCUCAAUAUUCGGCGCCCUCUUCCUAUACCUCCUCCUCCUCUCCCUCUACCGCCUAACCCUCCACCCCCUCGCCCGCUACCCGGGCCCCCGCCUCGCCGCCCUCACAGACAUCUACCUCGCCUACCACGCCUACCGCGGGGACCGCCACCUAUGCUACCACGCGGCGCACCAAAAGUACGGGCCCGUCGUGCGCAUCGGCCCCAACAGCCUUAGCUUCAACACCUCCUCCGCCCUCAAGACCAUCUACAUGCCUAGAGCGAAUGUGCGCAAAGCAGACUUUUAUACCGCUUUCCCGGCCAACAAGCACACGUACAAUGUCCACAGCAGCAUCGACAAGAUGGCGCACGCGCGGAAGCGCCGGGUGCUGUCCCACGCCUUCUCCGACGCAGCCAUCAAGUCCCUUGAGAAAUACAUUUUGGCAAACGUGCGCACGGGAUGCCGUCUCCUGGGCGAGAAGAAGUCGGAUAGGAAGAUGAUUACGGAGGGGAGGAGGGAAGACGAGAAGAAGAAGACUACUGCUGGAGGGGAUGGGGACGAUGAGGAGGGGUGGGCGGAUGUGUGGAAUGCGGCGAAUUGGGCGAAUUGGCUCGUGUUUGAUAUCAUGGGGGAUUUGGUGUUUGGCAAGGCGUUUGGCAUGUUGGAGGGUCCGGCGAAUCGGUUCGCGGUCGAGUUGGUGGGGAAUGCGGCGCAUAGGCAUUUGAUUUGCGGCACAUACCUCCCCCUCCACACGCUCCACCUCGACAAACUCCUCUUCCACCACAUCGCCUCGCAACGCGCGCAAUACAUGGCCUACUCCAAAUCGCAAGCCCUCGAACGCACCCGCCUGGGUCUCGACGUCGACCGCAGGGACUUCUUCUACCACCUCCUGCAAGCGCGCGACCCAGAAACCGGCGCGGGCUUCUCCAUGAACGAACUCUGGGGCGAAUCCAACCUCCUCAUCAUCGCCGGCUCCGACACCACCUCCACCGCCCUCGCAGGAACACUCUUCUACCUCGUGCACAACGCCGGCGUCCUGCGCCGCCUGACGGCCGAAAUCCGCAACGCGUUCGACGAUGUCGAGGAGAUUGUGUCCGGGCCCAAAUUAUCCAAUUGCGUCUUCCUCCGCGCUUGCAUCGACGAGACGCUCCGCAUGUCCCCCCCCGUCGCGGGCGCCCUGCCGCGCCGCGUGCUCCCCGGCGGUAUAACCAUAGAUGGGCACUUUAUCCCCGAGGGCAUCGACGUCGGCGUCCCGCACUACAGCAUCCACCACAACGCGUUGUACUACCCGGACCCGGACGCCUACCGCCCGGAGCGCUGGCUGCCGGAUCCCGAAUCCAAUCCGUUGGUUUCGCACGUACAAGCUGCGCGAGAGGCGUUUUGCCCGUUUAGUAUCGGUUUGAGGGGAUGUAUUGGGAAGGGGUUGGCGUAUGUGGAGUUGAGUGUCGCCAUUGCGAGGGUGCUUUACGAGUACGAUGUUAGGCUUGCGCCGGGGACGAAUUUGGGGGCUGGUGGGGAGGGGAGGGGCUGGAUGAGGGGGAAUCAGGGGGAGUUUCAGAUUGUUGAUGUUUUUGCUAGUAAGAAGGAUGGGCCGCUGGUGCAGUUUCGGAGGAGGAGGGAUGCAGAGGGGAAGGUGUAGGUAGUGGGUAGGUUGGUUGGAGAGGGGAAGGGGAUCCGCUAG